Messenger RNA from Prorocentrum cordatum, 1714 nucleotides. The record is from the annotation of a GenBank genome assembly. Lineage: Eukaryota; Dinophyceae; Prorocentrales; Prorocentraceae.
AACAUGUGUCUCCAGACCUUACUACCCGAAUCCCUUCUCGCGGUGCCAUUGCCAGCUUGGGCUGGUUUUUAUGGUGAUGGUGAGGAUGAAGACGAGGAUGAGGUUGGGGAUUGCACGGCGUCGGGUUUGCAUACCACGCGAUCGUAUUCACUGUUAUACGUGACCCGAUCCGCCAGGUCAAUUAUCUUCAUGAUACAAAAGGAUCGUGCAGGGCGCAGAGACUGGACACCCGCUCACAAAGUAUGUAUUUCCGCGAGGGAUCAGGUUGAAUUAGGCCGGUCUUGCUGGUACAUGAUCGUAGAUUUGACGUUUGCCGUUGUGGCACACAUGUUCGAAAGUUGCCAUUGACCAAUUUGCAGCACCGCGCCUUACAUCAGCAGCAAGCCCAACAAUGAUCGCGCUUUGUGAGACGGAAUGGAGUUGCGUGCGUCGCCUGAGCAGCACAUUUGCGGACAACGCGUCGUUGGCCCAGGCGGUCGUUUGCAUCACCGCGGCGCAGUUUUUUUCGUUGGCAAGUGUGUUGAUCGGGCUCGCCACAGCAGAACCGCCCCCGCCCACCAAAGAGCCCCCUGGCCAUGGCCGCCUCCGCCCCUCGCCGCGGCCGCGCCGGCCUGCUGGCGCUGGUCGGCUGCGGAAUUGCCGCCUGGGGCGGCUCGCGGGCCUUCCUGUUCGGGGGCGGCGACCCGGAGCCCGGGUCCCCCGAGGCCAUCGAGCGCGUGAAGGGCCUGCUGCUCAAGGCGGACGCUGUGUUCUUCGACGUGGACAGCACCGUGGUGAAGACGGAGGGCAUCGACCUCAUGGGUAAGUGCUUUGGUGUCAUGAAGGAGAUCGCCGAGCUGACCCACAAGGCCAUGAACGGAAACGUGAAGUUCCAGGACGCCAUGGCAGACAGGCUACAGCUCAUGGCCGACCACGGGAUGACCCGGGACACGCUGGAGGAGUGCGUCGUCAAAGAAGGUGUGCCCCAGUGGUCGCCUGGUGUGCAGGAGGUCGUGAAGAUGUUCCACAAACAGGGCACGGAGGUUUACCUCGUCUCCGGCGGAUUUAAAACAUGCUCUACCCGCUUGCGCUGGAAUUGCACAUCCCCCAGAACAAGGUGUACGCCAACGAGGUGCUCUUCGACGAGAACGGCGAGUACGCGGGCUUCGACAGGGCGAACCCCACAGCCGCCUCCGGCGGCAAGCCCAAGGUUCUCAACAUGAUGAAGCGCAAGCACGGCUACAAGACCAUGAUCAUGUUCGGCGAUGGGGCCACCGACAUGGACGCGCGCACACAGGGGCCCGCAGCAGCUUUCGUGGGUUACGGCGGGGUGACCGUACGGCCGAACAUCAAGGCGGGUGCGGACUGGUUCAUCACCAGCUUUCAGGAGAUUCUGGACGUGCUCCCCAAGGGCCAUGCGCUGUGAGCAAACCUGGCACCAACGCAGUGGGGAGGUUUCGGUGGUUGCCGAACUGGCCCGGUCGGAGCAUGCCGAGGCACAAUACUAGCACCAGACCUCGCGACAUUGCAAUGAGAGUGUUCCCGCCGCCUGAAUUUUACAAAGACUCUGCUCUUUUUUCGAGUUUUGCAUUUCGAUCGCCAAAAACAUAUAUGCAUGGGCAGGGACGCCUCCAAGCUGCGAUGAACGCAACUAAGCUACAGUGCGCCAUAAUAUUUGCACUCUCCCAGGGGAGCUGCCCGGACGAUUCGACACGACCUGCAAAGUUGCAUUGAU